UCUGACUCUGUCCUGAAGUCCACUAACAUCCUCAACUUCACUCAACAGGUGGACUGGAGAUCACCUGAUCAGCGGCUUUAGCUUUAGUUCUGUUCCUCUUAUUGAUCCAUUUUAUAUAAAGAUCUGCUUUAUGUAGAUCCAUCUGUACGAAUGACUGGAAUUUAGAUCUGGGAGAUAAGGCAGUUAUUGGCUAGUUUGCUUAAAUGGGUGAUAAAUUGACAGUUUCAAGUUGCGUUCUUUCUGAAUAGCAUACAAACAAAAAGAAAUGUGACCCACGCAGGGGUAUAAGAACUUUUUUGGCUUUUAUUUUAUUUGUAUUAAUACAGUUCCAGUAUAAAGUUUGGACACUAAAUUCAGUGGUUUGCAUUAUUUAAGUGUUGAACAAAACAGAAUAUUUUUUAUUUUACCUUUUGCUUAGAUGAAAGUUUUUGCACAUUUCUGCAUUUUCUCAGUCAGCUUUGAGGUAGAAUCACCUGGAAUUCAGGCUUUCAUUGUUUUAUUGGGAAAUCAUGAACUUAUGUACAUGCAAUCUGAUCAUUAUAUCAGAAAAAAAUCUUUUUUGAAACCUUUUUUUUUUCUGAAUAGUGUUUUGAUAACAGAUUUUUAUCUGUGGAUGGAGAUUUUCAGUAUUGAAGAGAGGGGGGGGUAAAUGUGAAUUUGGGCCCGAGUCCAGUUUGUGAAUACCCUGAUAACUGAAUAAGUUGAGUCAGGUGUGUUAAAUUAAACUGCAGUAAAAAAAAAAAAAAAACUCAAGUUGUUUGCUGUGGCCAAUGGGUUUUAAAUGUAUUUCUACAAGACAAGUCCAAAUUGGAUGCGAAAGUCAAUAGAAAUAUAUAAAGUUUUCUAGUUUUACUGUGGGCUUGCUGGUUGCUAACUGGGAUUACUGUUUUAUUUAUAGCUUCUAGUGCAUAUCAAAAAAUUAGAAUAUCAUUGAAAAGUUGCGUUUCAGUAAUUCAGUUCAAACUGUGAAACUCUUAUUGUAUAGAUUUAUUUUACAGUGAUCCAUUUUAAGCAUUUUAUUUAUUUUAUUGCUUGAUUUUGGCUUACAGCCAAUGCAAAUACAAAUCAUUAAGUCAAAAGUAAUUUUCUGAGAUAUUGAUAACACAGUGGACCAACACCAGCAGUUGAUAUGUCUCUCCAAACCAUCACUGAUUUUAUAAAGAUGCAGAUUUUAUUUUCCAGCAGGACUUGCACACUGCCAAAAGUACCAUUGUUCUUAUGUAAUAAUCAAAAAAAUCAGUGUCUCAGAUUUAUUUAUUUAUUUGUUUUUUAUUUUUUUUGUGCACAUGUAUGUGCUAGGGCUGGAAGUUUAAUGGAAAAUUUCAAAAUGGGAUAUUUCCAUUUAGAAGCUGCAGAGUGAAUCUGUGUAGAUGAGCUACAUUUGCUUGUGUCAAACUUAUAAAAUCACUACCACAUAGUUCUUUACAACUUAGACUCUUCCUUAUAUUUAACUGAAAUGAGGAUGCAAAAUUUGAUUGGUUUAAAAGGAAGAAGGAAGCUAUUGCUUACAUAUCAAAAAGUUAUGUAAUGAAGUACAUAAUGUAUAAUUGCUCAUAUUUGAAGAUUUUUUUUUGUUUUAAACAAUAUUGACCAGCCCCCUUUUUCAUAACCUCAUCCCUAAACUUUAGUCACAAACUCCUUUGUGUUUGAAUGACCAAACAAAAAUGGCAUCAAGUGCCGCAGGUGUUGAAUGCCGCGAGGCGUUGGUCAAUGGUGCCUCAAGUUUUAACAGUAUCGUAUUUCACCCAUUGAGUCAUUUUAUUCAUUGGCUCUAAUGUCAAGAGCUUUUGUAUUGGAGGUGCUGAACAAAUGGUCCUGAUCAAAACCGUGUGAUUUUUUGGGCAUUGGGCUAAAACCUGCUCUCCCUCUGGACUGAAAGCUGAUUCUUUGGAAAGUUUCCGAGGCGUUAUUCGUUUAGUUGAACUCAAUCUAGGUCUGGGAAUUGGUCGGACACACCCUCUCUGAGUUUCAUCCAGGUGCUGCUUUAUAUAAACCUCAGAACAGGCUCAGAAUUUUCCACAGUUGGUUUGUACAGAGCUGUUUGUUGGUGUUGAGAGGUUGUCGCCAUGCGCUCUCCGUGUAUCGUGAUCUUCGGGUUGAUCUUGUCUCCUUGCGGUUGGGUUUUGGACCUGACCAGCAUGAUGGUUCCGCACUGGCGCACCGUCCACAACAUCACCGGAGAAGAUCCUGGUAUGGUCUUGUAUCAGGGAAUAUGGCACACCUGCAGUUACUACGGCACGCUGUCGAGUAUCUCUUGCGACAGCGACGACGAAGACUACUUCGAUCACAGAAUCAUCGAAACGGCCAAGCGAAUGAUGGUGGCGUCUCUGAUCAUGACCGCGAUCGGGCUGGCCGUGGCGACGUUCGGCGUCCGGUGCUGGAGCCCUCGCCCCAGGUGGACGGGCGUGUGUCUCGGCGGGUUCGUAAUCGUUUGUUCGGGGCUUCUCGCCAUCAUGCCCGUCGCGUGGUACGCUCACGUCCUCAACGACAUCAGCUCGCCCUCCACCGAGAUGCACCUGGGAGUUUGCAUUUUUCUGGGUUAUCUCGGGGGAAUCAUGGAAGUUCUUGGUGGAUUCGUCCUGUUUGUCGCAAUCUGGCUCUACGGUCACAAAGGUCUCGAACCCGAUCCUUCAACGCUAGAGGAAACCCAAUGGCGCCCUUGGCGGAUCAGUGCCUGAUAUUGGUGGAAGCAUCAGGGACAUGAUCAACAGCCAUGUCAAAGUGUAGCCUUGAAGUUUAAGGAUUGAGCGUUUGCUUAUUCUUUUUAAUGUAAAAAAUUCAUGUGUUUAUUGGAGUGCAAACAAUUUUUAACAAAUAAAUUAGAUGUUUGAGGAUUGACUUGUUCUGGAGGCUCUUAAAAGGGGUUUCAAUCGUAUUAAAGCUGGAAGAUUACAAACUACAUUAAGUGUACAUUGGGAUUUUCUUUUUGGGGACAGAUGUAAACAUUUUGCUGCUUUUUGUUGUUGGUCAUUUAUUAGAAAAUUGCUCUAGUCAAACUUUUUGACUAAAAAUAGGAAGUGAAUGAUGGUUUUAAAAACCCUCUGAGCAUCUCAUUGACUUUUCAUGAAUAUGGGAACGUUGUCCACACAUUCAUGCUGCUUAUAAAUCCAAGGAGUUACAAGUUCAUGAGGAUUGAGAAUGAGUUAAUGUCCUAAAAUGGGUUUCCACUGUCAUUAAAACUGGAUUAUUAGAAACUUCUUGUGUUUUGGUAUUGAAGUGCUUGCAUUGCAGGCUGUACGUUUAUUGUAGCGCAAACAGUUUAAAAGAGAAAAUUUAAGAAGUUUGUGGGAUUGAUUAAUUCUAGAUACUCAAAGUGGUUUCCACUUUUAAUAAAACUGGAGUUUUAGAAUCCUCAUUAGAGGGACUUUGGGAUUAUGAACUAAUUUGUUCUUGCCAGUCAUUUGAUUGUUUGGUUACCAGUGUAUGGAAGUUUUUGAAACGUUUUGAAUACCCCUUUCAGUUUCCUCCAAGCGUCUUGUUUAUGGGUUUGUUUCAUUAAUAAGGGAAUAUUUUAAGCAAAUUUAUAACUAGAUGUGUCCAUACUAAACCCUCAUGCUACUUAUAAUUUGUAGGGGUUCCUGUUUUCCGGAUUGUUUGGGGUAUAAAAAUUACACAGGUACUGAGCAUUGACUCAUUCUAAUGCUCCUAAUGGUUACAAGGAAGAAAAUUUGAGUUAAUUCAUAAAGUUACUGAGGAUUGACUCAUUCUUGAUGUGCUAAAAUGUUUUUUCACUGUUUAAGAUGGAAUAUUAGAACCUAGAAAGGUUUUUUUUUUUUUUUUUUUUUUUUUUUUUUUUUUUUUUUUGAUACUUUGUUCUUUUAGCCAUUGUUGAAGUCCAAACAAAAGGUUCACCUAGCCAAAGUUUGUUACGUAUUUUGAGUAAAAAUCGGAAAGUGGUUUGAAAUGUUUUGUAUGUAUGUUCAUACAUACAAAUCCUCGUGCUGCCUUUGGAUACUUGGUUACAAUUUUUUGGGGGUAUUUAAAAAAGGGAGAAACUGAGGAUUUACACGCUCAAAACCCUAAAAUGCUAAAUGUUUUAGGUGGAAAUCGAGGAACAUUUGUUAGUGUAAGGGAACUUUUUAAACCUAGUACACCUUUAUUUCCAAACAUCUCCCAUUUUACUGUUUUUAUUGUUUUAACAAUAUGGGAACCUUGUGGGCCAGUGCUGAUAAAGUUUUUAGGGACUUUUAGGGAAUUGUAAAUAUGGCACAGGCUGUUGGGUAUACAGUCCUCCCAGUUUUUCCUGCUAUGGUGCUUCCUUUGAUUACUUUCUGAACUUAAUAGGGGGGAAACUCCUUUUUAGGACCAGUUUUGUGACCAAUUUAGUUUAAGACUGGUGAGUUGGAGUUGGAAAAUUUAGCCAUUUUUAUCAAAUUAUGAAACAGUCUACUUGUAUUGAUAUUGAGGAUAUCACUUUUUAUUGAAAUACUGUUGGACAGUUCAUUUGAGUUUAAAUUAGAGUUUU
Molecule: messenger RNA, 4465 nt
Organism: Astyanax mexicanus (Mexican tetra)
Lineage: Eukaryota; Metazoa; Chordata; Actinopteri; Characiformes; Acestrorhamphidae
Product: claudin-23-like
Exons: 1
Coding region: 2067-2678 (203 amino acids)
Biological process (GO): cell adhesion; bicellular tight junction assembly
Cellular component (GO): bicellular tight junction; plasma membrane
Molecular function (GO): structural molecule activity
Source: RefSeq, a predicted model, not a curated record